Messenger RNA from Notodromas monacha, 900 nucleotides. Lineage: Eukaryota; Metazoa; Arthropoda; Ostracoda; Podocopida; Cyprididae. The record is from the annotation of a GenBank genome assembly.
UAUCCAGUUAUUCGAUUCCAAGGCGUGGAAGCUGACGACAUUGCAGCUUAUAUCGUUUCCAAGAAAAAAUCACUCAACUUUGAUGAAAUUUGGCUAGUCUCCAGUGAUAAAGAUUGGGACUUGCUUGUAAAGCCAGGGGUGAGUCGGUUUAGUUAUGUUACUCGUAAAGAAGUUACAAACGACAACUGGAACGAUCACUACGAUUGGACUCCUGAGGAUUAUAUCUCAAUUAAGUGUCUAACAGGCGAUACGGGCGAUAACGUAUUUGGAGUUCCAAGUAUUGGCCCUAAACGUGCAGCCAGUUUAGUUGCUGAGUAUGGUUCAACAUGGGAUAUUAUUGCCAGCAUCCCACUAAACGGCAAGUAUAAAUACAUUCAAGAGCUGAAUAAAUGCAAAGAUCAGCUUAUGUUGAAUUAUCAACUAAUGGACUUGGUUACUCAUUGCGAGGAAGCAGUCGUUACUGGAAUAUGCAAUACGUGGACUGUUCCAACAUUGGAUUGCUUGGUUCAGCCUGGAGCUAAACUUCCGCAACGUGCACAUCGCACGGAUGCUGGAGCAGAUUUGUUUAGCUAUGAAGAACACGAGAUUUAUCCUCAAGAACAAAAACUUGUUGAUACAGGUAUAGCGAUCAAAAUUCCAGAAGGCUUUGUUGGCCUUAUUUAUAAUCGCAGCUCGCAAGGCAAAAAAGGCAUUACAAUCCCACAUUCAGUUGGAGUCAUUGAUAGUGAUUAUCGUGGAAAUUUAAAAGUCCUGCUGAAAAAUAUUGGGGACGACCCUUAUAAAAUUUCGGUUGGAGACAGAAUUGCCCAGUUGGUUAUUCAGCGUGUAGAAUUAUUUGGAUUUAAAGACACAUGGAACGACACUGCCCGUGGAACGGGCGGGUUCGGUAGCACAGGACAA